GCAAAACCCUCAGCAGCGCUUACUUCUCCGAAAGCAGCUUGGAUGAGGGAGGGAGAGCAAAAGAAGUCUCGUCUCAAUUGCCAUCUCCGCCAUGAGGGGAAGCGGGCGAUGCAGGGCUUGCUCUCGGGAAAUCCGAGUCAGCAGCGGCGCAUCAAGGAACUGCUGUGCUGCGGUGUCACGGGAGACGCCGGCCCGCUCUUGCUUGCGAGGCGGCGGCGGGAUCGGGCUGCCUACUAUGAGAGCAGUUUGCUCGCUCUGCCACCACGAGAGCAAGGGACGCAGCGCCAUCGACGUGGGGCCUGCUUUCCUCAGCUACUACGAGAAGAUAGUUGCGGCGGCGACCUGCCUCCCAAGGGGCCAGCUAGUAUCGGACGUGCCUGGUUGCUGCAACUCUCUACUACGCCAGGUGCUUGCUUAGAAACAGCUUGGACCAGCCUGCUUGCACUCAGCAAAGCAAGCGGCGCUAUCUCCCUCUACCACGAGAGGUGCUACCUUAAGCAAGCAGGCAGGACCAUCUAAGCAAAACUUGGCGAGGCAGAUGAAUGAUGGCAGGUGCUAGCUUAAGCAAGCAGGACCAUUCAAACGAAUGACAAGGCGAGAGGUGCUAGCUUAAAUCAAGCAGGACCAUUCAAGCAAGCAGGUGAGGCAGGCGAAUAACAAUAAAGCGAGGCG
Messenger RNA from Linum trigynum, 672 nucleotides. The record is from the annotation of a GenBank genome assembly. NCBI's taxonomy places the organism in Eukaryota, Viridiplantae, Streptophyta, Magnoliopsida, Malpighiales, Linaceae.